CAAUCGAUCCAGGGCUGGGCUUAAAAAAUGACUAAGUAAAGAAGGGCGGGGGGGGGGAAGGGGUGUAGAGAAGGGGGGGGAGAGAAAAAGUGAAAUGUGGGGGUGCCCCUCCCCCCAUCGAUCGCAACUUGCAAUCCCCCCACACACACACCUGACUAGCCUUUUUUUUGUAACCCCCUCUCCCAUCCCACCCCCGCCCUUUCCCUCUGUAAUCUGUUCCUUGGGGGAAAGGAGGUGAAGAGUCCCUCAAUUCCUCCCGGGAGCGAAGCUACCUUUGCCGGGGACAGAAACUACGCGAGCCCGAGGAUUUUGCGGCCUGUAUUUCUCCCGGGUCUCUGCUGAGAGAAGGCACCCCAGCUGCUUCUCCCCCCAACAAUCCCUCUCUUUCCCUCCCUCACCACCUUCUCCUUGUGAGAAAAAAAAGUCCCCGCAGCUGUCUAGCUAGGAGUGAAGCCGAGCCACCACAGCAGAUAUGAUGGAAGAAUUGCACAGCCUGGAUCCACGACGACAGGAACUAUUAGAGGCCAGGUUUACUGGAGCAGGUGUUGCUAAGGGUCCCUUGAACAAUGAAUCUUCCAAUCAGAGUUUGUGCAGUAUGGGUUCCCUGAGUGACAAGGAAGUGGAGACACCUGAAAAGAAACAGAAUGAUCAGCGCAACAGAAAAAGAAAAGGCGAACCACUUGAAACGAACCAAAACAAAAUUAUUCCCAGGGGACAUAAAAUUAGUGACUACUUUGAGUUUGCUGGUGGAAGUGGUCCAGGAACAAGCCCUGGGAGAAGUGUGCCACCAGUAGCACGAUCUUCACCACAACAUUCCUUAUCUAAUCCCUUACCUCGGCGAAUGGAGCAACCACUUUACGGAGUAGACAGCAGUGCAGCCAAGGAAGUGCCAGAGGAGCCUUCUGCUGCCCCAACUCUGGUAUCAACAAUGAUGGCAAAACAACGGCUAGAGGGCGAGCAGCUGGCACAGAGGGGUACAAGCCUCUGUUUUCCAUUUGCUUCGACCCAGCAAGGCAGCCCCUCAUCUGCGGUUUCAGGAAACACAGAGCAUUCCUGCAGCUCUCAAAAACAGAUUUCCGUCCAGUACAAACAGACUCAGUCUGAUCUUACAAUGGAGAAAUUAUCUGCAUUAGAAAACAGUAAGAACUCUGAUCUGGAGAAAAAAGAAGGCAGAAUAGAUGAUUUAUUAAGGGCAAACUGUGACUUAAGACGACAGAUAGAUGAACAUCAGAAAAUGCUUGAGAAAUACAAAGAACGGUUAAAUAGGUGUGUAACAAUGAGCAAGAAGCUACUUGUAGAAAAGUCAAAACAGGAAAAGAUGGCUUGUAGAGAUAAGAGUAUGCAAGAUCGGUUGCGUUUAGGUCACUUUGCUACAGUCCGGCAUGGAGCCUCUUACACAGAACAAUGGACAGAUGGCUAUGCUUUCCAAAAUUUAAUCAAGCAGCAAGAAAGGAUAAAUUCCCAAAGGGAAGAAAUAGAAAGGCAACGGAAAAUGUUAGCAAAACGAAAACCACCUGCCAUGGGCCAGGCUCCUCCAUCUACCAAUGAGCAAAAGCAACGCAAGAACAAAACCAAUGGAGCAGAAAAUGAGACGUUAACAUUAGCGGAAUAUCAUGAACAAGAGGAAAUAUUUAAACUCCGACUAGGUCACCUUAAAAAGGAAGAAGCUGAGAUUCAAGCAGAAUUAGAGCGAUUAGAACGGGUUAGAAAUCUGCAUAUUAGAGAAUUGAAAAGGAUACAUAAUGAAGAUAAUUCACAGUUUAAAGACCACCCAACACUAAAUGAUAGGUAUUUGUUGUUACAUCUCCUAGGCAGAGGAGGAUUUAGUGAAGUAUAUAAGGCAUUUGAUUUAACAGAACAGAGGUAUGUAGCAGUAAAAAUCCACCAGUUAAAUAAAAACUGGAGGGAUGAAAAGAAAGAGAAUUACCACAAGCAUGCUUGUAGGGAGUACAGAAUUCAUAAAGAGCUGGAUCAUCCUCGCAUAGUUAAAUUGUAUGACUAUUUCUCAUUGGAUACUGACUCGUUUUGUACAGUAUUAGAAUACUGUGAGGGGAACGAUCUGGACUUCUACCUGAAACAGCACAAAUUAAUGACAGAGAAAGAAGCCCGAUCUAUAAUCAUGCAGAUUGUAAAUGCAUUAAAAUAUUUAAAUGAAAUCAAGCCACCUAUUAUUCAUUACGAUCUCAAACCAGGAAACAUCCUCUUGGUAAACGGUACUGCUUGUGGUGAAAUUAAAAUCACUGACUUCGGCCUCUCAAAAAUCAUGGACGAUGACAGUUACAAUUCAGUUGAUGGCAUGGAGCUGACAUCUCAAGGAGCUGGUACAUACUGGUAUCUGCCACCUGAAUGUUUUGUGGUUGGAAAAGAGCCUCCAAAGAUUUCAAAUAAAGUGGAUGUUUGGUCAGUAGGAGUUAUCUUCUACCAGUGUCUUUAUGGCAGAAAGCCUUUUGGUCACAACCAAUCUCAGCAAGAUAUUCUGCAGGAAAAUACAAUCCUUAAAGCUACGGAAGUACAGUUUCCUCCUAAACCAGUGGUAACGCCAGAAGCAAAGGCAUUUAUUAGGCGUUGCCUGGCAUAUAGGAAGGAAGAUCGGAUAGAUGUCCAACAAUUGGCAUGUGACCCCUACUUGCUUCCUCACAUCCGCAAGUCUGUAUCAACAAGCAGCCCAGCUGGAGCUGCUGUCGCCUCAACUUCUGGAUCUUCUAAUAAUAGCUCUUCAAACUGAGCAGGAACAAUAGGCCAAAACAUAUAUAUAACUGGAACUGCAGAAGGAAACAGAGAGAGUCAGACAUGUUUUGAGAUGCAGCCUUGGGAUUGGCAAGAAGUCCACAAAAUGGCUCCAAGAAACCAGGAUCAGGUUCUUUGUUUUUCUCUUGCAUUCUUGUCCCAUCCGUAGAGCAAGGCAUCAUUGAUUCUCAGCAAGGAUUAUGGCAACUUAAGCUAAGUAGCCAAGGAAAAGAAGAUUGGUUGGUUCUAGUGCUAAGCAAUUGCAAAGGCACUAUCUGCUCUGGGCAGUGAAAGGAAAAAGAUGGUUCCAUGUACCGUGAACUUCCAAACACUACAGACCCAGAGUGCGGUUCCAUGAUGCAGGGUGCACACACUUAGUGUGAAGAAAUGUGGUUUUGGUGGCAGGGUAAAGAGGCUGGAGACAGUCCACCGUCAAUAUUUAAAAUAUUUUUUUUCUUUUUUGUAAGACUACAUCUCCUUGGAGGGAGGGGGAAGAAACCACAUAGGUCAAUGGUAUGAGGUUGCACUAAAGGUUGGCAUAGGAUUUUUGCACUCUGUACAAGAGAAUGCAGUGUCCUGCCUAUUGACAGCACUAGCAUUAGCAUGUUAUCCCAAAUAAUUUCAUCUUUAGUAACAAAUUUGUUUUUUAGCUACAAGAUGAAUUAAAUAGCAAGUCAGUGUGGCAGCAAUUUUUCCUUAGAGUGACUUCAUAAUCUAUGAGAAAGGAAUGCAAUGCAGAGUUUACAUAACGACUGUGAGCUUAGAUUUCUCUCCCCUCUCAGCAUCCUAAGGAAGUUACUAUUUUGUCAGGAAUUAUGACAGUUGUCAGUUCUCCCCUUUGAAUAAAUGUAGAAUUUCUUUUUUUUUUUCCUUUCCCCACCUAAUUCUUCGAUCCAUUCAUUGAUAUUUCCUUUAGAAAACUGUGCUCUCUUUAACAUGCAUACAAAUGCUGGCUCUAGCAAAUCCUUUAGGCAAAGUUCUUAUCCUUCCUAAUCUUUCAUAUUAGCUUUCUGCAUUGUUUUGGAUGCAUUUGCUGCAUUUACAUCUUGAAGGAAGUGUAUGUAGAAGAGGCAGACUUUUCUAAUCUUCUGUCUUGUUUUUAAUUUUCUUCUCGGUUAAGAAGUGUUUUUUUUAAUAUUCUUUACUUUUUCAUCUUCUAAAAAAAACAUUAAAAACCAAAGAAGAAUCCAGUUGCUUGAAACUUGUGGCAAAACGCUACUCCUGCUAAUAGCUGAAAGGAUGUUUACUGCAAGUACCCUGGCACAGACCUCAGUUCUUCACUUACAGCUGAUGAUUCUCAGUCCUCCCUUAAUUUCUUGUUGGUAAUAAUAUAAACAGAAGCAGUUGGGGCCAAAUAUUUUGAAAGUCAAGAGAAUUAGGAGGAAAGAGCAAAAUUUGGGUAUAAGGGCUUUGUAUGUAAACUAAUAUGAGGAUAUCCUCUGGCUACUUUUGCAGAUCAGGUGACUUAAGACCUGAUUGUUAAGUCUAUUUGGGAUCUGACCCUUUCUUCUGAAACAGCACAGUACAUGCACCAUUCAGUCAGAAGAUGAUUCUCAUACUGAAGUGGAAUUAAAUGAGCCUGUAUAAAGAGUAAGGAAACGCAGUAUGUCACUGUCAAACUAAUAUACCAUAAGAAAGCUCAUAGUGGUCAUCUUUAAAAUAAUCUCCUCCAAAUAGAUGACUAUCUUUAGAAUGGGAGCUUCUCAUCAGUAUGAUAUGUUUUCAAAGCUUUGAAGGACCGUGUCUUCCUUUUUUCUUUCACACUCAAUCAUAUUUCUUGCUUCUUUUCCUAAACAGCAGUUUCCAGGAUUAUCUAGAUUUCUAGUGAAUCACAUCCAUUGCACCUAUUUCUCCCAAUAAAGUUGUUAAUUACCUCUGAAAACAUAUGAAAAUAAUAUGUUUUUUUUUGUUUUGUGUUGUUUUUCCCUUCUCCUAGUUUUCAAUUUGCUUUCUUGUCUUAAAAGAAGCCAACUCACAUGUCUGUUUCUUUCAGGGUUCAUAUGUGCCAUGGUUACUCGUAGCUCUUUCACCUAAAUGCAGCUCAUAUUAACUGUCAAAAUACAUAGGCAGAAAUAACUGCUGCCAUAACAAGAUAUGGCUGCUUUCAGCUUGUUUGGACAGUAAUGAUUGACCCAUUAUCUCAUCUAUUUUGGGAUAGGGUUUGCUUUAUUUUUCCAUAGCUGAAAGCAAAAUAUGAAAGCUUAUCCAUGUCAGUGCUCAGGUCUAACAUUGUAGAUUUUUGCUCUCCAUAUUUCUUACUUGGAAAGAUAGAUAGAAAUCUGCAUUUCAUAUAUCCUUUAGUUGAUUCUUGAUCAUUAGCAGAAAUCUUAUCCCAAAUAAACCUUACAGUAUUUAAUUUUGUUUUUAAAAGAAUCUCAAUCAAUCAUAAUGUUUAAAAUUGCAAAAUGACUCCCCCCCCCUCCUCCGCUCACCCAUUAAAUAAUAGCUGUCUGAUAUAUUGAUCUUCAUUCAUUGUACCUGAGCAGAAACCUCUACCCUUUUCAUGAGUUCAUCACUAAACCAGGUUAAAUCACUCUGGAAGAGAAAUACAGACUGUGAGUUUUUCAUUUCUUUAAGCGGUUGCUGAACUGUUUUAUUUUGGGUAUCCAAGCCUUUUUGUUGCCACACUGUUCAUUUAACUGAAAGGGAAAAAGAAAGGUGUAUGGAUUUGUAACUUGAAACUAGGCCAGACUGUUUUGGCUUUGCCCUACAGACAAAAAUAUGGAUAUUAAACAUGUUUUCAAAAAUGCAAUCUUUUCACUUGCCUGGUUUUAUAUUUAGGCUGUGUUAUUGUUAUGAGAGGCAUGAAAAUCACAAGCUGUAUAAAAGACAUUGGUCCUGAUGAAACAAUAUAAGCAAAUAGUUUGUUGAAGUCCACAAGAAUUUGAAAAAGAUGUGGUUUUCCUUCUCUAAUAGGAAGAUCUGAUAGAUUGUAAGUCAGUUGUAAAAAUGAAUAAAGCAUUGUGGGCAGAAAUGAAGUGCUACCUUCCCUUAAAUAUAAAUAAUCAUGUAAAUGGUUCCUCAAAUGCCAAGAUUUUUUAAUUGAAGGCCAAGUCCAUUAUGCUGGGAAAAUCUUCAUGAUUGUUUGCCUUAAAAGAUCUUACAUCAGAAAUGCCUAGUGAAAUUUUAGAACUUUCUCCAGAUAUUUGGACAAGACUUCUGUCCCCAAUAUAAUAUAGGCCACUCAUAAUUC
Molecule: messenger RNA, 5920 nt
Organism: Thamnophis elegans (Western terrestrial garter snake)
Lineage: Eukaryota; Metazoa; Chordata; Lepidosauria; Squamata; Natricidae
Gene: TLK2
Product: tousled like kinase 2
Exons: 22
Coding region: 473-2725 (750 amino acids)
Biological process (GO): peptidyl-serine phosphorylation; intracellular signal transduction; chromosome segregation
Cellular component (GO): nucleus
Molecular function (GO): ATP binding; protein serine/threonine kinase activity
Source: RefSeq, a predicted model, not a curated record